Molecule: messenger RNA, 291 nt
Organism: Saprolegnia parasitica CBS 223.65
Lineage: Eukaryota; Oomycota; Saprolegniomycetes; Saprolegniales; Saprolegniaceae
Exons: 2
Coding region: 1-291 (96 amino acids)
Source: RefSeq, a predicted model, not a curated record
AUGCCGCAGGACAUUGCCACCUUCCUCGACGCCAUGCCAGCGAAUCUCUGGACGCCGGCGCUUCUCGCAUUCAUGACCUCCAUCGCGACCCGCCCAACGGCAUUCGACUUUCAUCGCUGGUCCAUCAUUUAUCUCGAGGAGGCACAUUGCUCGCCUGAGGUGCUCAAGCUUCUGCAAGCGACGCUACGGCUAGGUCUGCAAUUCGAUGCGAUGAUUGGAAACAUGCGGCAUCUUGUGCCGGCCUUGGAGCCCAUCUGCGUCAAUGCUCGUCGUUGGAUGGACUGGACGUGA